AUGGCGGCCGCAAGAUGGCGGCGAACGGGAUUUAGAGGCGGAUAGGGAAAGGCUUUUAUCUGCCUCUGCAGGGAUACUAUGUGUGGGUAGAGCAUUUUAUUUCACAUUUGUUGUUAUUUAAUCCUCUUUUUCUUUUCCCCAAUAGGCAGUUUUGCCUUUUCACUUUGAUUUUAUCCCCUAACAUUUUUUUAUCCCCUAACAUUUUUUAUCCCCUAACAUUACGUUUUUUUUAUCCCCAUUUGCACAGAGAAAUCCCUGAAGCACGAAAUAAUUCAGUUUUAGCCCUUUUUAAGCCCAUUUUGAUUCAGUUUUUUGGCAGGAUUCAGUGAAGAUAUGCUUCCAGAACCAGAAAUAACACAUCUUGAAGCCAAGAGAUGCUUCCAGAGCCAGAUAUAACACAUCUUGAAGUGCCAACAUGCCUCAAAAUGCAGAAAAUUGCCCCAAAAUAGGCAUGAAUCAGCAAGAACUGCAAUAGGAAUUGCCAACAUGCCUCAAAAUGCAGAAAAUUGCCCCAAAAUAGGCAUGAAUCAGCAAGAAACUGCAAUGGAAAGUGCCAACAUGCCUCAAAAUGCAGAAAAUUGCCCCAAAAUAGGCAUGAAUCAGCAAGAAACUGCAAUGGAAAGUGCCAACAUGCCUCAAAAUGCAGAAAAUUGCCCCAAAAUAGGCAUGACUCAGCAAGAAACCGCAAUGGAAAUGCUUUCCUUGGAUGACCCCGUAGAUAAGGAGCCAUUUGUUGGACGCCGCAAUGUGGUUUUUACGGCCCCUGUGAGCUCAAGAGUCUUAAGUUUCACUCCCGACGUUCCAGAUAUGGAGAGCUCAAAUGGCAAAGGUGAACGUCAGCUCUCCAGGGAUGAAGGAAUCUCUUCCAGGGUUUUCUGGUUGGAUCACAGCGAGAGGAUUCGCGUUCCUAAAGCGCCGAGUGAUGUGAAGAGCUCGAAUUGGAGCCAAUGGCCACAUAAUUCCAAGGGAAAACCCGUCUACACCCUUUCUAUCACCAUAACAAAGCCCUUCUCCAUCCACCCAUCCCCUUUUUGGGUUUGGAGGUUGUUAAAUCCCUUCUGAAAUUGCUAUAUUGAACACAUCCUUCAUUCUUUAUUUCUGAGGCAGCAAUUCAUUAACAAAGAUCGCACCAUGACUUCAUUCAGAGUGAGAUCAGCAAUUUUAGACAUCUUUUAUGAACUUCAUAUCAUCUCGUGUUGAUCAGCAGCUAAAAGAAACAACCAUGAAGGAAUAGGAGUUUAUCUCUGGGAGUGCUCUGCAUUUUCAUGCUUGUUUGGCUGAUAAAAGGAAGCUGGGAGGAUGAAAUAAUCCCAAAUGAUGAGAAAUUGUGGGUAUGGGAAGAGGUCCCCUCUGAUGAGAUAGGGGCAGAAGGGAGAAGACACGAGCUCAUCUCAUAUGUCUUUAUUUUAGGGCAAUGCUAACUGGUACUGCCACAUUAUUUGGGGCCAGGAGUGGCUGCUGCCCCACUGGUGCCCAGAAAUCAAUGCUGCCCCAUUGGGAUUGAGGUCUGCUCACAAACCACAUCCACCAACCAACCUAUGGCCGAUAGCAGAGAGGCAACCAAGUCAACCCUCCAUUUCUACCCCUCUCUGCAGAAACCUGUUGCUGUCUAUAUAGGGAUCCCCAUCCCUCCCCCAGCCCUCCUUCCAUCCUCAGCAUUUAGCUUGGCUAUAAUUAGGCUCUGGGAACGUCCCUCUUCUGCCAGCACAGCUGUUGUGUCUACAAUGAUCCUUCCAGCUCCCUACGGACACGUAAACCCUCCAGCAAUCCUAAAUACCUAUUUCCUGAAGUCCUGGGACAAACUGGGAGCUGCCAAAAAUCUCCAGCCCCCCAACAGACGUGACCAUCACAGCACCAAGGAGCGAAGCAACCGCAACGUGAUUACGGUGCAGGUCUGGGGCAGGCAUUUGGAAGUGGUUUAAUUGGGAAGAGGACGUGAUGAUGGCAUCAGGGAAGAGGAACGCGGAUCUUGAAGAAUGGGACGCCAAAAUCAGGAAGCUAACAGAAGAUUUUGAAGAGAGCGACACAGAGCUUGAGGAAUGUGACACAGAAGAUGGGGAACUCGCGGCUGAGAUCGACAAUCUGACUGCAGAGCUCGAGGAACGCGAUAGGAAAAUCAGGAAGCUCACAUCAGACCUUGGUGACGUUGACACAAAGCUCAAGGAACGCGAUAGGAAAAUCACCAAACUAUCAGCAGAAAUACGCAGACUGACUUCAUUGCUGGGGGACCGCGACUCAAAGCUCCGCAAACUGACAUCAGAACUCGCCAAGUGCGAUGCAACGAUCAGGCUAUUUACAGUGGAACUUGGUGAGCGUCACACCAAAAUAGGGGAACUCACUGCAGAAGUUGGGGACUACGAUAGGAAACUUCGGAAACAUGCAGCAGAACUCGAGGAACGUGAUCUGAAAAUCAGGGAACACGAAGCAGAGAUAAGGCGCCUCACUGAGCUGCUCGAGGACCGCGAUUCCGAUGCCCGAGAACGGGACAUCCUCAUUAGGAAGCUGUCAGAAGAGCUCGAGGAAUUAAGGGGUCAAGAAGUUGAGGAGAGUGAUCUGGAGACGGAUCUUUCCUUUCUUUUCUCUUUUUCCCCCUUUUCAGAGGAACGUGAUGCCAAAAUUGGUGAACUCUCCGCAGAAGUUGAAAAACAAGAGAGAAGAAUUGAUGAACUCACUGCAGAGCUCGAGCACUACAAAGCGAAAGCAAUAAAAUGUUUUGAGGAACAUGGGAGAAGCGAAGAAAAGUUGGUAAACGUGACUCUGGACCCGGAUACAGCCCACCCUCGCCUCAUUCUCUCAGAGGACCAAAAGAGCGUCAGAUGGGAAUACAGCUUUCAGGAAUCCCCCGAUGGCCCCGAGCGCUUUGACGUGGAUCCCUGUGUGUUGGGUUGUGAAUCUUUCACCUCUGGGAGGCACUGCUGGGUGGUGGAUCUCUCAGAAGGGCAGUACUGCGCCGUCGGGGUCAGCAGAGAGUCCCUACAGAGGAAAGGAGCCGUCAGCUUUAACCCUGAUGAAGGGAUCUGGGCUGUGCAGCAAUGGGGCUUCAAGAACAGAGCCCUCACCUCCCCUCCAACCCCACUGAACCUUCCAAGGGUUCCUAAAAAGAUCCGCAUCUCUCUGGACUACGAAUGGGGCGAGGUGGCGUUUUUUGAUGCGGAGAAUCAAAUCCCCAUCUUCACUUUUCCUCUGGCCCGCUUCGGUGGAGAACGGCUCCGGCCGUGGUUCUGGGUGGAGCUGGGCUCCCUCUCACUGCCCCGAUAACCCCACAAUCACUUGAAGGUGCCUUACAACAGCUCAUCAAGACCAGGGGUGGAAUAACUCAGGAAAAGCAGCAUCAAAACCUCAUUCUCCCUCUUCCCAAUCAGCCAUUGCUGUGCAAAGGAAAGGAAACUCAUCCUCAACAUCGUCAACAUCCUCUAUGUGUCGUGUCUGGUGGGCCCCAUUGAUGUAUGGGGGUGGCCCCUAUUGACGUGAGGUAGCACCCCAUUGAUGUGAGGUGGGCCCCAUUGACAUGUGGGGUGCCUCCCGUUGAUGUCUGGUGGGCCCCAUUGACCUAUGGGGUGCCUCCUAUUGAUGUCUGUUGGGCCCCAUUGACAUGUGGGGUGCCUCCUGUUGAUGUCUGGUGGGACCCAUUGACCUAUGGGGUGCCUCCUAUUGAUGUCUGUUGGGCCCCAUUGACAUGUGGGGUGCCUCCUGUUGAUGUCUGGUGGGACCCAUUGACCUAUGGGGUGCCUCCUGUUGAUGUCUGGUGGGCCCCAUUGACCUAUGGGUGCCUCCUGUUGAUGUCUGUUGGGCCCCAAUGACACGAGGUGGCCCCCCACUGACAUUAAAUUGGGCUCAGAUCUGGUUUGAGAAGAUGAUCCAAUUCCAACCAGAGUCCAGGAGACUUUGGGGAACGCAUGAAUCCUAUGGGAGAAUGGAUAACCCUUCAUCCAAGAGCAAGCUGGCACGAUGCUCUGGGGUGAAAACCCAUAACACUACAUGGUUUUAAGGUUUGGGGUGGCUCACAACUUACAGCUCUGCUUCCAGCAAGGUACUGGGAUGCCCUAAACCCAUGGAGAAGUCAAACCUUGAGAUCAUUGUGGGCCCAUCUGCAAUGGAAGGAGGCAAUUAUGGACAUCACCGAAGCCACCCCAAGCUUUGGGGAACUUUGGUUUUCACCUUUUGCUGCACUUUAAUAGGAUUUCUGCAUGUUCUUGGCCACCUGCUUAAAAUAAUAACCAUUAAAUCUUGCAUUUUGGCCCGCUAUGCGAUGGGCUGGUGGUUCCCAGCUCACAAUAAACCACUUGAGACUCUC
Coturnix japonica (Japanese quail) is the source of this 4294-nucleotide messenger RNA. RefSeq lists its product as uncharacterized. Lineage: Eukaryota; Metazoa; Chordata; Aves; Galliformes; Phasianidae. Gene Ontology annotation, molecular function: protein binding. The record is from RefSeq and is a predicted model, not a curated record.